Pogona vitticeps (central bearded dragon) is the source of this 6126-nucleotide messenger RNA. RefSeq names its product phosphatidylinositol-4,5-bisphosphate 3-kinase catalytic subunit alpha (gene PIK3CA). Gene Ontology annotation, biological process: phosphatidylinositol-mediated signaling; cell migration; phosphatidylinositol 3-kinase/protein kinase B signal transduction. The record is from RefSeq and is a predicted model, not a curated record. NCBI's taxonomy places the organism in Eukaryota, Metazoa, Chordata, Lepidosauria, Squamata, Agamidae. Gene Ontology annotation, cellular component: phosphatidylinositol 3-kinase complex, class IB; cytoplasm; plasma membrane. Gene Ontology annotation, molecular function: 1-phosphatidylinositol-3-kinase activity; 1-phosphatidylinositol-4-phosphate 3-kinase activity.
GACGAACGACCCGCCGCUAGGAUCUUCGGGGGGCGGCGGCGGCGACUGAGGGGGGGACCGAAACGAAGAGCGGCCGCCAAGGAAGAAAAGUCCUGUUCCCCGCCUUCCUCCUCCUCCUUCUGCUCCUCUUCGUCUCUCGGCGGCUGGGGUGUCUCCGGUCCCCUCAUUCGCCCCUCGACACAGACAGACACACACACACACCCCUCGGAUCCCGUCCAGAGGCAGAGAUUUGGUCACCUUGAUCAAACCCAAGCAUCUUAUUUCUCCUAUCUGCAAUUCUUGGAAAUAUGUUGCAUCUCAUUGUAGUACGGAUACUGCAGUACAGAUUCAAAUAACAUGGCUUUUCAGGGUUGAAAAAAAAAGUUCGUAUGAAGACUGUAGCAAUGUUUCUGGAUUAUAUCAAAGAUCUGCAUCUUUAUAUUGUACAACAUGUAACUAAUGCGACACUUUUAAUAAAGUGACCAUCAUGUGAAUUUGGGAGCCCUGUGGGAUCUUCCUGAUCCAAAAGGACAAGAGACGGCGGGAUUUCCUGCAGGAAUUUACAAACUUGUUUUUUAUAUAUAUAUAACAUUAAGAGAAGAUAACUAAGAAAAUGCCUCCACGGCCAUCAUCUGGAGAAUUGUGGGGCAUCCACUUAAUGCCACCAAGAAUCUUAGUGGAAUGUCUUCUACCUAAUGGUAUGAUAGUGACUUUAGAAUGCCUCCGUGAGGCCACACUGUUAAAUAUUAAACAUGAACUCUUUAAAGAAGCUAGAAAAUACCCUCUCUAUCAGCUCCUUCAAGAUGAGUCAUCUUACAUUUUCGUAAGUGUUACACAAGAAGCCGAAAGAGAAGAAUUUUUUGAUGAAACACGGAGAUUGUGUGACUUGCGGCUCUUCCAGCCUUUCCUAAAAGUCAUAGAGCCAGUAGGCAACAGAGAAGAGAAGAUUCUUAAUCGAGAAAUUGGUUUUGCUAUUGGCAUGCCUGUCUGUGAAUUUGACUUGGUUAAGGAUCCAGAAGUUCAGGACUUCAGAAGAAACAUUCUCAAUGUUUGUAAAGAAGCAGUGGAUCUGCGAGAUGCUAAUGCACCCCAUAGUAGAGCAUUGUAUGUGUGUCCCCCAAACAUAGAAUCUUCGCCUGAGUUGCCCAAGCAUAUAUAUAAUAAACUUGAUAAAGGACAAAUAAUAGUGGUGAUAUGGGUUAUAGUCUCCCCCAACAAUGACAAGCAGAAGUAUACCUUAAAAAUCAAUCAUGAUUAUGUGCCAGAGCAAGUGAUUGCGGAAGCAAUUAGGAAGAAAACACGAAGUAUGUUGUUGUCAUCGGAGCAACUAAAACUCUGCGUAUUGGAGUACCAGGGGAAGUAUAUUCUAAAAGUCUGCGGUUGUGAUGAAUAUUUGCUAGAAAAACAUCCCCUGAGUCAGUAUAAGUACAUCCGGAGCUGUAUCAUGCUUGGUCGAAUGCCCAACUUGAUGCUGAUGACUAAGGAAAGCCUUUAUGAGCAGCUACCACUGGAUACCUUCACAAUGCCAUCUUAUUCUAGACGUAUUUCUACAGCUACACCAUAUAUGAAUGGAGAAGCUUCUGUUAAAUCCCUCUGGCAGAUUAACAGCAAUCUCAGAAUAAAGAUACUCUGUGCAACCUAUGUAAAUGUAAAUAUUCGAGAUAUUGACAAGAUCUAUGUUCGAACUGGUAUCUACCAUGGGGGAGAACCAUUAUGUGAUAAUGUGAAUACUCAGAGAGUUCCUUGUUCCAACCCCAGGUGGAAUGAAUGGCUGCAGUAUGAGAUGCAUGUUCUUGAUCUUCCACGGGCUGCUCGGCUUUGCCUUUCAAUCUGCUCUGUUAAAGGCAGAAAGGGUGCAAAGGAGGAGCACUGCCCAUUGGCGUGGGGGAAUAUUAACAUGUUUGAUUACACAGACACUCUUGUUUCUGGCAAAAUGGCUCUGAAUCUGUGGCCUGUACCUCAUGGGUUGGAAGACCUGCUAAAUGCUAUUGGUGUCACUGGAUCAAAUCCAAAUAAGGAAACUCCAUGUUUGGAGCUGGAAUUCGAUUGGUUUAGCAGCCCUGUCAAGUUUCCUGAUAUGUCAGUGAUUGAAGACCAUGCGAAUCGGACUAUAUCUCGAGAACUAGGAUUUAACUAUGGUCAUGCAGGGCUGAGCAAUAGACUAGCUAGAGAUAAUGAAUUGAGAGAGAGUGACAAAGAGCAGCUCCGUGCAAUCUGCACUCGAGACCCCCUCUCUGAAAUAACUGAACAAGAAAAGGACUUCCUUUGGAGCCACAGGCACUACUGUGUAAAUAUGCCAGAAAUCUUACCAAAGCUACUCUUGUCAGUUAAAUGGAAUUCCAGGGAUGAAGUAUCACAGAUGUACUGCUUGAUAAAAGAUUGGCCUUAUAUCAAGCCUGAACAAGCCAUGGAGCUUCUGGACUGCAAUUACCCAGAUCCAAUGGUGCGAGCAUUUGCCAUCAGAUGUCUGGAAAAAUAUCUGACGGAUGACAAACUCUCUCAGUAUUUGAUUCAAUUGGUGCAGGUUCUGAAAUAUGAGCAGUACUUGGAUAAUCUACUGGUGAGGUUUUUACUUAAGAAAGCAUUGACCAAUCAGAGGAUAGGGCACUUCUUCUUCUGGCAUCUAAAGUCUGAGAUGCACAAUAAGAAUGUGAGCCAAAGGUUUGGUCUGCUUUUGGAAUCCUACUGCCGAGCAUGUGGGAUGUACCUAAAACAUCUGAGCAGGCAGGUGGAAGCUAUGGAAAAACUGAUUAACCUCACAGACAUGCUUAAACAGGAGAAAAAGGAUGAAACACAGAAGGUACAGAUGAAAUUCCUUGUAGAGCAAAUGAGGCGGCCAGACUUCAUGGAUGCACUGCAAGGCUUUAUAUCCCCUCUCAAUCCUGCUCAUCAACUUGGAAAUCUUAGGCUUGAAGAAUGUAGAAUUAUGUCAUCUGCUAAAAGACCAUUAUGGCUUAAUUGGGAAAACCCAGAUAUUAUGUCAGAGCUGCUGUUCCAGAAUAAUGAGGUCAUCUUUAAAAACGGGGAUGAUCUCCGUCAGGAUAUGCUCACACUUCAAAUAAUUCGAAUUAUGGAGAACAUUUGGCAAAACCAAGGCCUUGAUCUUAGGAUGCUGCCUUAUGGUUGUUUAUCUAUUGGUGACUGUGUGGGGCUCAUUGAGGUUGUGAGGAAUUCACACACAAUCAUGCAGAUCCAAUGCAAAGGUGGUCUUAAAGGCGCACUGCAAUUUAACAGUCAUACUUUACAUCAGUGGCUCAAAGACAAGAAUAAAGGAGAAAUGUAUGAUCCUGCUAUUGAUUUGUUUACACGUUCCUGUGCUGGCUAUUGUGUAGCUACAUUCAUACUAGGAAUAGGAGAUCGUCAUAAUAGCAAUAUCAUGGUGAAGGAUGAUGGGCAGCUGUUUCACAUUGAUUUUGGACACUUCUUGGAUCAUAAAAAGAAGAAGUUUGGCUACAAACGAGAACGUGUGCCGUUUGUCUUGACACAAGAUUUCUUAAUUGUGAUUAGUAAAGGAGCCCAAGAAUGUACUAAAACAAGGGAGUUUGAAAGGUUCCAAGAAAUGUGUUACAAGGCUUACCUAGCAAUCCGGCAGCAUGCCAAUCUGUUCAUAAAUCUAUUCUCCAUGAUGCUUGGUUCAGGAAUGCCAGAACUACAGUCUUUUGAUGAUAUUGCAUAUAUUCGCAAGACUCUCGCAUUGGACAAAACGGAGCAGGAAGCCCUUGAGUAUUUCAUGAAACAGAUGAAUGAUGCUCAUCAUGGUGGCUGGACAACAAAAAUGGACUGGAUCUUCCACACAAUCAAGCAACAUGCCUUGAACUGAGACAAGAGUAAAGACAUUGGAAAAAGGAGGGCCCGUUUUUGGAUGUUCCACUGCACUGUUGACUAUUUGGCAGUAAGAAGUAGAUUGCAUCAUGAUUGCACAAAUCAAGGACAGCAUUUGAACUUGUAGUAAAAUGAAAAACUCAAAGCUACCUGGUUUUGGAACACGACGGAUUGUGCAUUUCAAAGCAUAACUUUCUUGUAUCUACAGUCGUGUUAUGCCUUAAGUCUGGAAAUAUAAGGUUUAGAGACAUUUAUCUUGGUUUGUUUAAGUAGGAAACCUGCAGCAGCAUUAAAACCAGUCUUUCACAUGUUCUGAUUGUACUGGUGGGAAUUUAACUCAUAGUGGUUGCAAAAGAUUGAAAAAGAAGGAAAGCUUAGCAAUAAUUACAAUUGCUCUUAGAAGGGUUUUCCACUCCCAUGAACUCUGCUCAGUAAAUUAUAGGAGAUGGUGCCUUUAUCAUGUCAGAUGCACUUGGUGGAAUUAAAGAGAAGCAAUCUUUCCCAGUUUGAUUGACCGUCUAGUUCAAACAGGUCCUUAAGAGUAGAGCUUAAGAUUCUGCUGGACAGUAUUAGUAGAAUUAAGAAGUACCUCCCCACCACCUCAAAAAUCUGGUUAGUGAGGAGGAUUAGGUUUGGUGCAACACUUUGGACUUUUUUUUUCUAACCUAAGCCUCAAAACAUUUUUCACACAUGCUUUCCAGAGCCUAAAAUGAGGUGAGUUACUAGAAUUAAAGAUUAUUUUUAUAAUGGUUAUUUAUAUAACAGAAACUAUUAAUAUAUAAUGUUUCUUUACAUUGAGUUGUCCGCUUUCCAGUUGUUUUAAUUCUGCAGACCACUUCUCUGUCUACCAGCCUGAUUAUAGAAGCCACUAAGCUCAUUCAGUGACCUAUGGGGUCACGCUGAAGUGUCCCUGUGCUGGUCAAGGCACAACAUGGCAGUGUGUGCAGGGACCUGACGCGGGACGCUGUCCCACAGCUCCUCCUUAGUGUACUUUCCCUGUAUCAAAGGCUUUGCCCAGCUCUAGCUUGGGUGGGGUGGGAGGGGUGUUACAGUGGCAGGUUGGGCAGAGCUACACAGCUGCUCCCACUUUGCAUGUUAGGACACUACUUGUUUACAGCAGCACAAACUUCUUUUCCUGAAGUGGCCCUCAAGAACCAGCCUGGAGCUCAAGCUUAUUUGCUCAGAAAAAGGUUCUGUUGAAUCCAGUGAGACUUGUUCCCAUGUAAAUAUAUUUUAUGAUCAGUGUGUCUAGCUUGGUUUCCUGGAACAGCUUUCCCCAAUGUCGUGUCCUCUGGAUUUCUCGGACUACAGCUUCUGCCAUCUCCAUCCAGCAUGGCUGAUGGUUGGUGCAGGCUGAUAUGUAACAAGGAUGCUUAUAUUUCAAUAGCAACUUUCAAUCAAGCAACAAGCGCAUGCUGAAAAAACAUAGACUUGGAUCAGAUCAGUGGAGAUACAAGCAAGAAGGUAUCUCUGUCUUGCAAAGAAGUAGGCAGAUCUUUGAUUAGUUCUCAGUACUGCUGGCUUUUUAAAAAAAUCAGAAGAGAAGGCUCCUGUGGAUUGGGAAGUGGGAGAAGGAGAAGAAGGAGAUCAAGGCAGGUAGUAGAGGAGCUCAUGCUUCCACUGGUAAUGGCUUGUUCCCCCAUAGGAAGAUCUGCCUAUAGAAAUGCGAGCAUGAAGAUAAAUUGUAACUAAUACUUCCAGUGUCAAUGUGAGUUCUGGUACAUUAGGAUGAAAUGAGACCCUUCCGGUCUUCCUCCCAAUAAUCUCAGGCAAUAGUCCUUAAAUGAUAUUCUGAGUAUUUUGUUAAUUUUGACUUUGCAGCCCACUUCCGUCUUGGCCUUCUUUCUGCUUAAUCAUGGUAACUGACAAACUAGAAGAUAUUUUUUUCAGACUGAUCGCUAAAUAGUCCUUUGUACUGCAACAAUCCCUAGCAUGCAGAGCUAACCAACCAAUAUUUUAUAGUUGUUUGUGUGUGCGUGUGUGCAUAUAUAUCUGUAUAUCUCUGUAUAACAACAUGAAAUUGAUAAAAUUGGCAUCAUGUAGCAGAAAUCUUGGUACAAUGUGUCCCCCCUCCCCCAAAUUUAUAACACCAAGUAUUUUUAUUCUCGGAUACAUGAAGUGCCAUUUCUUCCACGUUAAUAUUGUUGUCUCACUUGACUCAUAGAAUUUGAGAUGUUCCACAAUUCUGGGUAACUGAAUGCACUUGCCAUUUCUUCUGUCCCUCAAACUGAGGUAUUACUCAAGAGUGCAAUACCAAUUUGAAUAUAAUGUGCUGAUACUAGGUAUUAGAAUAUAAACAUUAUAAAUAAAUUUGUAUAGAAUAUA